This is a messenger RNA of Bipolaris oryzae ATCC 44560, 576 nucleotides long. RefSeq lists its product as uncharacterized. The transcript is spliced from 4 exons. The coding region runs from base 1 to 576 and encodes 191 amino acids. Gene Ontology annotation, molecular function: nucleoside triphosphate diphosphatase activity. Gene Ontology annotation, biological process: nucleoside triphosphate catabolic process. NCBI's taxonomy places the organism in Eukaryota, Fungi, Ascomycota, Dothideomycetes, Pleosporales, Pleosporaceae. The record is from RefSeq and is a predicted model, not a curated record. Gene Ontology annotation, cellular component: cytoplasm.
AUGGCCUCCACAACAGUCCCCAGACACCUCAACUUCAUAACCGGCAACAAGAACAAGCUCGCCGAAGUCCAAGCCAUCCUCUCAGGUGUCAUUGAGCUGCGAAACCAGAAUGUCGACUUAGUCGAAAUCCAAGGCACAGUCGAAGAAGUGACCAGAGAUAAGGCACGACGAGCCGCUGAAGCCGUAAAAGGCCCCGUUCUAGUCGAAGACACCUGCCUCUGCUUCCCCGCUAUGAACGACCUUCCCGGCCCCUACAUCAAAUGGUUCAUGCUCUCCCUCGGCCCCCUAAACCUGCACAAACUCCUCGCAGGCUUCGACGACAAAUCCGCCCAGGCAGUCUGCACAUUCGGAUACUGCGAGGGACCGGGCCACGAAGCAAUUUUGUUCCAGGGGAGAACGGAUGGAAAGUUGGUUGAGAGUCGAGGAUCUACUGUUUUCGGCUGGGACUCGUGCUUCGAGUACGAAGGCCAAACGUAUGCGGAAAUGGACAAGAGCGAGAAGAACAAGAUUAGCCACAGGGGAAAGGCACUGGAGAAAUUGAAGGAGUGGUUGGCGAGUAAGACCGAGUCCGCUUGA